Messenger RNA from Candidula unifasciata, 1024 nucleotides. NCBI's taxonomy places the organism in Eukaryota, Metazoa, Mollusca, Gastropoda, Stylommatophora, Geomitridae. The record is from the annotation of a GenBank genome assembly.
UAUCCACUCGGCACUGACCAUGACCUCGCUGGGAGCUCGUGGGGAGACUUCUGCAGAGUUGUCAACAGCACUAGAACUGACGAACUUGACCGGUAACUCGGCCCAUCAGGCCUACCAUGACCUUAUCCUUCAGCUGAACACCAACAAUGGUAUAAAACUCCACACAGCUAACGCUAUAUUUGCCAACCCCAACAUCCCCAUAGAAGAGCAAUUUGUCAAAGACGUUCAGUCCGAAUAUUUAGCCAAGAGCUCUAGCUUUGACCUGGCCGCAGUAGAUGGUCCAGAAAAGAUCAUCAAUGAUUUUGUCAAUGAAAACACUGAAGGCCUCAUUAGUGAUCUUCUGUCUAAAGGUUCUAUCAACUCAAGGACCGUGUUGGUUUUGGUCAGUGCCAUCUUCUUCAACGGGACCUGGGAGGACCAAUUCUCCAAGUACAGGACACAGAAACAAAACUUCUUUCAGCUAGGCGGAGCCAAGUCUGAGGUGGACAUGAUGUACGAUGAAAGAUAUGUCUUCAUCAAGAGAAACGUGCAGGGUGUUGACGUGGCCGAGUUACCCUUCACCGGCGGGAGAUUCUCUCUCUACAUCGCCCUGCCUCAGGAGACGGACGGAAUUACUGCCCUUGAACACUCCCUGGCCAGCCCUGGUUACGCAGACCAACUGUUUGAAGGACUGCGCCCUGUCAGAGUCAAAUUGAGCGUCCCCAAGUUUAAGAUUGAGUCAACGUUUGGGCUCAAUUCUGCCCUUCAGGGUUUGGGGAUCGUCCGAGCUUUCGAUGCUGGCUCGGCCAACUUGGAGGGGAUCAGUGCUAGUAGCAAGGUGUACAUCAGUGAUGUCCUUCACAAGGCAGUUAUUGAGGUCAAGGAGACAGGAACUGUGGCGGCAGCAGCCACCGCCAUCCAUGUUUCAGCUCCCUCUGUCCAACUUCCGCCCAUCGAACUGUUCAAGGCCGACCACCCCUUCGUGUUCUUCCUGAGAGACAACCAGAGCAACAGCAUCCUGUUCCAGGGCAAAAAUAUCGGCUAG